Ruditapes philippinarum (Manila clam) is the source of this 639-nucleotide messenger RNA. RefSeq lists its product as uncharacterized. The transcript is spliced from 2 exons. Gene Ontology annotation, cellular component: cytoplasm. Bases 43 to 351 code for a protein of 102 amino acids. The record is from RefSeq and is a predicted model, not a curated record. Gene Ontology annotation, biological process: cellular response to oxidative stress. Gene Ontology annotation, molecular function: glutathione disulfide oxidoreductase activity. NCBI's taxonomy places the organism in Eukaryota, Metazoa, Mollusca, Bivalvia, Venerida, Veneridae.
UAGUGUUUCCGCCAGACCACCGUAGGAUUUUCAUAAACGAAGAUGGCGGACGUAAGGAAAAUAAUAGAAGAUAAAAUAGCAAAAAACAAGGUGAUGAUGUUUUCGAAGUCUUAUUGUCCAUAUUGUACUAUGGCUAAAACAGCUUUAAGUAACUAUAACCUAGGGACAGACGAAUAUAAAAUAUGGGAAAUUGAAAGGGAACCAAAUUGUGCAGAAAUUCAGUCAGUUCUGAGAGAUAUCACUGGAGCUCAGUCGGUACCACGAGUGUUCAUAAAUGGUAAAUGUAUAGGUGGCGGAUCCGAAACAAAAGCCCUUCACGAGAGCGGACAAUUGCAAUCAAUGUUGAUGUAAAAUAUAAGUCAAAGUAAUUCAGAAAAUGUUUGUAGGAAAAUUCACAAAUGGACAUUUGGAGAUUCAAAGAAAAUAUAUGAGAUGUUACGCGAAAUGUACUGAGCCUUGUAUAAUUUUUUUGUGCAAUACUGUUCUUUCAUGUUUUAAUGUUUUACCUCAAAUUUGCUGAAGUCAAUGUAUCUAGUCUCAUGAUUUUAUAAAAUAUAGUAUAUACUUUAUUCUAGCAAUACAUUUUGACCAAUAUAUUUUUACUUAUUUGCUACCAAAUUAAAGUUGUUUUAUCUGGUU